Molecule: messenger RNA, 1302 nt
Organism: Cajanus cajan (pigeon pea)
Lineage: Eukaryota; Viridiplantae; Streptophyta; Magnoliopsida; Fabales; Fabaceae
Gene: SKIP1
Product: SKP1 interacting partner 1
Molecular function (GO): protein binding
Source: RefSeq, a predicted model, not a curated record
AAUUCAGAUGAUGGAGUUGCUCUGAUUAAUGGCAUUCCUAAAUAGUAAAUAGGGUGUGUGAAAAAUAUCUUGUGUAAUCCGAACGUAACAGAAACAGAAGGAAGAAGUGAGCGUGGGAGAAUGAAAACGGAAACAGAGCCAAAGGAAAGCGAGUCAGAUUGGGGCGAGUUGACUCGCGAGUGCCUCAUCAACAUCCUCUCUCGACUCAGCGUCCGCGAUCGAUGGCGCGGCACCAUGCUCGUUUGCAAGUCAUGGUUCAGUGCCUUCAAGGAACCCUCUCUUCACUCCGUCUUCGACCUCGAUUCCCAAUUCGACUCGCUCCCCGAGUUGACUCGCUGGUGGACCCUCGAGUUCGAGGCUAAAAUCGAUUGCAUGCUUCUAUCUGUCGUCGAAUGGGCCCAAUCCUCUCUCACCCAGAUACGCAUUCGCCACUGCUCCGAUCGCUCUCUUGCUCUCGUCGCCCAAAGAUGCCCGAAUCUUGAAGUGUUGUCUAUCAGAAGCUGCCCUCGUGUUACUGAUGAUUCUAUCUCUAGGAUAGCUUUGAGUUGUCCGAAGCUCAGAGAAUUGGACAUCAGCUAUUGUUAUGAGAUAACCCAUGAGUCAUUGGUGCUGAUUGGGAAAAAUUGCCCCAACCUCAAAGUUCUCAAAAGAAAUCUCAUGAAUUGGCUUGAUCCUUCCCAACACCAAGGAAUUGUUCCUGAUGAGUAUCUAAAUGCUUGUCCGCAAGAUGGAGAAUCUGAGGCUGCUGCAAUUGCUGAUUCCAUGCCUGGUCUGGAGUGGCUUGAGAUUAGGUUCUCCAAGUUAUCGGCCAAGGGCAUCAAUACCAUUUGCGAGGGAUGUCCCAACCUUGAGUUCUUGGACUUGUCUGGGUGUGCUAACUUAACUAGCCGAGACAUUGUAAGUGCAUCUUCUAGUUUGGUGCACUUGAAAGAGAUUAAAAAGCCAAAUUUCUAUAUCCCCAGGUCUGUCUUCCACACUGAGAGGUAUGGACAUUGGAGAUUGUAUGAUGAGAGAUUUCAAACUGAUAUUUUCCGAAUCUGAACAGUGAUUGGAAGAUUGAUCCAAGACGUAAACUGUGUGAGUCCAUGACUCCAUCUUCUUUCUGCUGCUUUGGUGGAGAUCUUAAUAGGGUCUCUGGUUAUUGCCACAGUCAAAUAUAUAUUGUAGAAAUUAUAAUCUCUGUCUAUGUAAUUUUAUGCUUGCUUCAUUUGCCUUCCAUCAGUAACAUGCAUUUUGCAAUGUAUUUGUGUGGAAGAUCAUUAUCCCAAGUUCUCAUAAAGGAUUUACCUGUUAAUAUUCUAA